UUGACUCUGUUGCAUUCUAGUCCUGCUGGGAAAAGUAUGCAGGGGAAACCUAGAGGAAGUCAGAGAUUUGCUACUUAAAACAUGCUUUUUAGACACUGUGUAUACCCCCCUCCCAUUCUAAAGACAAGCCACAUCUUGAUUGUGCAUAAGGUCCCUAAAGUAUAACUAGCUCAGUGUCUUUUGAUAUAUGAGAAAACUGGAGGAGUCUGCAAAUCAUUGUAGGGGAAGGAUUUCUCCAAGCUGUGUGCAGAGACCCUGUGCUCAGGCAGACUCACCCACAGAGAUGGUGCUGCAGACGGCCGUUACUCCAGGCAGGGCCCGGAGACUUUUUUUUAAAAUACCAUAUGGAUCACUGAGGAGGAGAAGCGGAGAGCAGAUGACGGAGGGUCGGCGAUGUCAAGUUCACCUCCUCGAUGACAGGAAGUUGGAACUUCUGGUGCAGCCUAAACUUUUGGCCAAGGAGUUGCUGGAUCUCGUAGCAUCGCAUUUCAAUCUAAAAGAAAAGGAAUAUUUUGGCAUUGCCUUUACAGAUGAAACGGGGCAUUUAAACUGGUUGCAGUUGGAUCGUAGAGUAUUGGAGCAUGACUUCCCCAAAAAGUCUGGUCCCGUUGUCUUAUACUUUUGUGUCAGGUUCUACAUUGAAAGUAUAUCUUACCUGAAGGACAACGCAACUAUAGAAUUAUUCUUUCUGAAUGCCAAGUCUUGUAUAUACAAGGAGUUAAUUGAAGUUGACAGUGACGCUGUUUUUGAACUGGCUGCACACAUACUGCAGGAGGCGAAAGGAGAUUUUUCAAGUGAUGAACUUACAAGAACAGACUUAAAGAAGCUGCCAGCACUUCCAACACAGGCCCUUAAGGAGCACCCUUCCUUGGCUUACUGUGAGGACAGAGUAAUAGAACAUUACAAGAAACUGAGUGGCCAAAGCAGAGGACAAGCUAUUGUAAAUUACAUGAGUAUUGCGGAGUCUCUUCCAACAUACGGAGUGCAUUACUAUGCAGUCAAGGACAAGCAAGGAAUCCCCUGGUGGCUGGGGCUUAGCUACAAAGGAAUAUUUCAGUAUGACUAUCAUGAUAAAGUGAAGCCAAGAAAGAUCUUUCAAUGGAGACAAUUGGAAAACCUUUAUUUUAGAGAAAAGAAGUUUUCUGUGGAGGUUCAUGAUCCUCGCAGGGCUUCGGUCACCAGGCGGACGUUUGGACACGGUGGAAUCGCGGUGCACACAUGGUACGCCUGUACAGCCCUCAUUAAGUCCAUCUGGGCUAUGGCAAUUAGCCAACAUCAGUUUUAUCUGGAUAGAAAGCAAAGCAAGUCCAAAAUACAUGCAGCAAGAAGCCUUAGUGAGAUCGCCAUUGAUCUAACAGAAACAGGAACUUUAAAGACUUCAAAACUUGCCAAUAUGGGAAGCAAAGGAAAAAUCAUCAGCGGCAGUAGCGGAAGUCUCCUUUCCUCAGGUUCCCAGGAGUCAGACAGCUCACAAUCUGCCAAGAAAGACAUGCUGGCCGCCCUGAAAUCCAGGCAGGAAGCUCUGGAAGAGACACUACGCCAACGACUGGAGGAGCUGAAGAAACUCUGUCUGCGGGAAGCGGAACUUACGGGUAAACUGCCGAGAGAAUAUCCUUUGGAUCCUGGAGAGGAACCACCAGCUGUUAGACGAAGAAUUGGCACAGCAUUUAAACUAGAUGAACAGAAAAUACUUGCUAAAGGAGAGGAAGUUGAGCUUGAACGUCUGGAGCGAGAAUUUGCAAUACAGUCUCAAAUCACAGAGGCAGCUCGCCGCUUGGCCAGCGAUCCUCAUGUCAGCAAAAAAAUGAAGAAACAAAGAAAGACCUCAUACCUGAAUGCACUGAAAAAGCUGCAAGAGAUUGAAAAUUCUAUUAACGAGUAUCGCAUCAAAUCGGGGAAAAAACCCACGCAAAGGGCUUCGCUGAUUAUAGAUGAGGCGAACCUUGGUAGCGAGGACAGCUCCCUCUCCGACGCCCUGGUCCUUGAAGACGAGGAUUCUCAGGUUACCAGCCUACUGUCGCCUAUGCAGUCUCCCCACAAAGGUCUACCACCCCGGCCUCCUUCCCACGCUAGGCCGCACCCACCUCAAUCCCUGGACGGGCUCAGGCAGUUACAUUACCAGCGAAAUGACUAUGACAAAUCCCCUAUAAAACCCAAAAUGUGGAGUGAAUCCUCAUUGGAUGAACCCUAUGAAAAAGUGAAGAAAAGAUCAUCGCACAACCAUUCCAGCAGCCACAAACGUUUUCCCAGCACAGGAAGCUGUUCAGAAGCCGGUGGGAGCAACUCGUUACAGAAUAGUCCCAUUAGGAACCUCCCUCACUGGAACUCCCAGUCCAGCAUGCCAUCCACCCCGGACUUGCGGAUCCGCAGUCCCCAUUAUGUUCAUUCCACAAGGUCAGUUGAUAUCAGCCCCACCAGGCUGCACAGUUUAGUUCAGCACUUUAGACACCGGAGCUCAAGCUUGGAGUCACAAGGAAAGCUUUUGGGUUCUGAAAAUGAAACUGGGAGCCCGGAUUUUUACACCCCAAGGACUCGAAGCAGUAAUGGCUCUGAUCCAAUGGAUGACUGUUCUUCUUGUACUAGCCAUUCCAGUUCUGAGCACUACUACCCAGCUCAGAUGAAUCCGAACUACUCUACUUUGGCUGAGGACUCGCCCUCCAAAGCCAGGGAGCGGCAAAGGCAUAGACAUAAAUCCAAUGGAAACCUGGUAUCUUCCAAUUCAGGGAGCAUGCCCAAUCUGGCUGCUAGGAACGGAACAGGGCACCACGGUGUCUACCUGCACAGCCAGAGUCAGCCUUCUUCUCAGUAUAGGAUAAAAGAAUACCCUCUGUAUAUUGAAGGGAGCUCAACUCCUGUCGUUGUGCGGAGUCUAGAAAAUGAUCAAGAAGGGCACUACAGUGUCAAAGCACAAUUCAAAACAUCAAACUCCUACACUGCUGGGGGGAUGUACAAAGAAAACUGGUAUGGGGAUGAUGUUGUGGACCAUGUAAAACUAACACCUUCCCGUUCUCAAAUAGUAAGGACUCCAUCGCUCGGGAGAGAGGGUAAUGAAAAGGGCCCUGUUAGGACUGUGGUAUCUGAUGAGUUACGGCAUUGGUACCACCGAUCCUCGUCAUCUCACAAGGAGCACAACAGGCUUUCACAUACCAGUUCUAACUCUUCAGACAGUGGCUCCCAGUACAGCACAUCUCAAAGCACCUAUGUGGCACACAGCAGAGUAACAAGAAUGCCUCCGAUGUGUAAAGCAACAACAGCUGCCUUACCUCACGGUCAGAGGAGUUCCACGCCUUGCAGUGAUCUGACAACUCCCCCUACCAGCCCUCACCACAUCCUAACCUGGCAGACUGGGAGCUACGAUAACUGCUACCUAGAGUCUGCACUGUAUCCAGAACUAGCUGAUGUACAGUGGUAUGGACAAGAAAAAGCCAAGCCCGGUACUCUUGUGUGACCCACAUUAUCAUAACAAUGCCAUUUGGAGAUCACCUCACUGCCUCUCAUUUGCCUUACCCAGAUGCACUAUCAUCCCACACCAGCUUCUUCUACAAGCACUUUUCAUUUCAAGUGAGGAACCCAUGCAAAUGAGGAACCCAGACCAACUCCUGCUAUGUGCAACAGUGUUGAAAAUCAGGGAGGCUGUUGACUCUGAUGUGCCUCCAAAUCCAUGUACAAUGUAUUGAAAAAAACUGUGAAGGACGCUUAUUUGUUUUCAGCUGGAUGCAUUUUUCUACUACCCAGGAAUAAAAUCACCAACAUCAAAAAAACUGGACAUAAAAUUAUUUUUAAAAACCCUGAAAUGAAGGUCAACAGAGCACUAGGAACAUGAAUUGUUUUUUUCUUUUUCGGGGGAACUAAUAUUUUGCUAUUUCUAAAAUCCAAAUUUUAUUUUUACUUUUAAAAGAGGCAUAAAAAAAAAACUGACAUGUUGAAAUGUCUCGGAAUUGAGGUCAGUUUUAAUCUAACCAAAGAAAAAGAUCAAACAAGAAACGAGAGUUGAAAAAUAUCUGUUAAAUGAAAAACUCUUGGCUGUGUUCAUAGUUACUGUUUUGUAAGUACUAUAUGUGGGAUAGAUUUUUUUUUUUCUAUACAAUUAGUGCAACUAUUGAACAAUUAAUAUGGUAAUAAUUCCUGUGACUUGGCUAGAAUUUUAACACUGUAAAUUAAUUAUUUUCUGGUUCCGAUGAACAGAAAUAAAACUUUUGAAAGACCAUG
Bombina bombina (fire-bellied toad) is the source of this 4209-nucleotide messenger RNA. RefSeq names its product FERM domain containing 4A (gene FRMD4A). NCBI's taxonomy places the organism in Eukaryota, Metazoa, Chordata, Amphibia, Anura, Bombinatoridae. The transcript is spliced from 23 exons. Bases 188 to 3448 code for a protein of 1086 amino acids. The record is from RefSeq and is a predicted model, not a curated record. Gene Ontology annotation, biological process: establishment of epithelial cell polarity. Gene Ontology annotation, cellular component: bicellular tight junction; cytoskeleton; adherens junction.